Molecule: messenger RNA, 6166 nt
Organism: Exophiala dermatitidis NIH/UT8656
Lineage: Eukaryota; Fungi; Ascomycota; Eurotiomycetes; Chaetothyriales; Herpotrichiellaceae
Exons: 2
Coding region: 97-1890 (597 amino acids)
Biological process (GO): proton transmembrane transport
Cellular component (GO): membrane
Molecular function (GO): antiporter activity
Source: RefSeq, a predicted model, not a curated record
AUUGACGGCUUCUCUCUCCCAAGUCUGGCCCUCUAAGUCUCUUGGUUUUCAUGGAGUCUUCUUGCGACAUACCAAAACAGCGAGCCGCCAUAUAUAAUGGCAGAGGCCGCCCUCCCAUAUGAGGAGCCUGGUAUUGUUACCAUCCUAAUCCAGGCGUCCUUCCUUCUCGCCCUGAACAUUGUUAAUACAGUCCUCGACAAUGUCUUCUACUGCGGGCUCGUUGGACAGGUACUUAUUGGCAUGGCGUGGGGAACACCAGGGGCCAAAAUACUCUCCCGUCAACUUGAAGAAGUGGCCACGCAGCUGGGGUAUCUGGGACUGAUUGUCAUUGUCUUCGAAGGAGGUCUGUCAACCUCUUCCAAAUCAGUACAACCCACACUAUUCCUUUCGAGCUGCGUCGCAAUCACCGGGAUUGUUCUGCCCAUCGCGUUUUCCUUCUCGCUUCUAGCCCUUGCAGAUGCUAGCAAUCUUCAAGCAUUUGCUGCCGGAGCAGCCCUGUGUUCUACGAGCCUUGGGACAACUUUCAGCAUCUUGAAGACGACUGGCUUGACCAAUAGUCGACUCGGCACAGUUUUGACCAGUGCAGCGAUGCUUGAUGAUGUUGUCGGCUUGAUCAUGGUACAGGUCAUUUCCAAUCUUGGAUCUGGCAACCAAUCUAUCCAUGCCACUACUGUUAUACGGCCAAUUCUUGUCAGUGUCGGCUUUGCACUUAUUCUCCCGCUGGCUUGCAGAUUCCUAGUUAAGCCAAUCUGGAUUCACCAUUCUAGCGCGAUUACGAAGGCUGUGGAUUCUUGUAGGGGGAACCGUUUGGUCUCAGAGUCUGCAGUAUAUUUCCUCCUUUCUACAGCCUUGCUGGUAGGUCUGGUCAGCGCAGCUAGCUAUGCAGGCACCUCUGGGCUCUUUGCAGCAUACCUUGCCGGGGUUUGCGUGACGUGGUUCGACAGCACUCUAAAGCACAUAGGAUCGCCUCAAGCUUCGACUUCUGACCGAGGAAGCUCGUCUCAGAGUCUUGGAAAGGCGGCAGAAAAGGCCCCAAAACAAUCUGGCUCUCAUCGGGCAGCCAGGGAUGGCGAACAAGGUGUUGGUGACCCAGCAACGGCUAAGAAGGGUCAUGACGACGACCAUAUCAGUUCAGCGACUUCUUCUCGUCUGCCGACGCCUCCUCCAGAAAAGGACGUAAGAGACAAACAUCAGCACGACGACGUGCCAACGCUGGGUACAGCGCCACCCGCGCAAGACACUAACAGUGGCGUGUUGACCAUGUACGAAAGCUUUUAUGGUCCUGCAGUCGAGCGGAUCUUGAAACCAUUCUUCUUUGCAUCCAUUGGCUUCUCGAUUCCCAUCACCAAAAUGUUUCAAGGCUCCAUCAUCUGGCGAGGAUUCGUCUACGCCAUUCUAAUGACACUAGGCAAGCUGUUCUGCGGAGCAUGGCUGAUCCGGUUUGCACGAGCGUCCACCAUAUCAGGACGAACCGGACCGCCAUCACAUGCGCCGAACGAUGAGCAGCAGCAGCAGCAGCAUCGAAAGCAACACGGACAGAAUAGAACUGCUCUCACAUCCUUUUCCAGACCAAAAUCGCUCUACCCGGCUUCUUUGCUCGGCUGCGCCAUGGUGGCACGGGGUGAAAUUGGAUUCUUGAUCUCAGCGCUGGCAGCCACCAACGGCAUUUUCAACAGCUCCGGAGACACAAAUGGGUCUUCGUCCACCAACAGCAGCGAGAACCUAGAGUCGGAUAUCUAUCUGAUCGUGACCUGGGCAAUUCUGCUGUGCACGAUUGUCGGCCCUCUGGCGCUCGGAAUUUUGGCUAGGCGCGUUAAGCGGUUACAAGCUCGGCGGACGAUAAGCGGCGAUGCAGGAGGAGAGGAUCCCCUGGGGAUCUGGGGAGUGUGAAACAACAACAAUGUCGAGGCAGACGAAUAAUCUGUCGAAUUUAUUCUCCGGUUGAUGUGAGGAGCAUUUGUUCCAUUCGCCUGGUAAUCAUAUUACAGAUUACGACGCUGGAACCGGAACGAACCGGUCAUGCAAGGGUAGGUUUUAUGAUUCACCGUCAAUGGAGGCCUCCUUCGGCGGCAUCGCGGCGUAGGCACACACGUCGAAAGCCCUCCACGAACUCUGGAAGCAGAAGGGGCAAGAAUUCAGUUAUGCAUUAUCUGUUCGAGCGAACGCCUCGCUUACCUAUGGACCCUCCAUUCUGCACAAUCAACCCAGCGAUCACCUAUGGGACGACCUGGACGUCGUGGUCAGUGUCGAAAUCUGCGUCCAAGUCUUAUGGCCAAGAGGCUCGGGCUGUGGCGACGGAUUGGAAGAAAAAGGGUACCGCCCUAGCCAGUGCACCAGUGUUCUUAUGCAGAACUUCGUACCACGGGGAACAGGUGGCGGUAUACUGCACUAUCCCCACCAUCGUCUUGCGGUCGACGUGUCCAUAUACGAACGGGUACCGUGACACUUGGUGCAAGAGCCCGAAGCUGACGCUGAGGUUGAACACACAGCGCUAUGCUCAGACCCAUGGCUUGCAGAACAAGCCGUAUUGCAGUAAACUUUGCCUCAGGCUCCAUUUCCACCUCGUGGUUAGGAUAUAUGACCUACCCAGCGACAGGUACCUUAUUCAAAUGGCACGCGACGAGAACUGGAAACACAGACACCGCCAUUGCAGCAGCAACAAGAGCAGCACCUUUGCGAUUCUCCGAUUUUAAAAAUCUGUUCCAUCCAGAAAGUCCAAUUCCGUCCGUCAUGAAAAGAACACCAACUCCGACAGGAGACUGGCCUGUCCAGCGAGAUCCGGUACAGCUCGCGCGCCGCAGAUGCAAGAUGAGACAACAGCGCAAGACAUACUGUACACGUAUACACACGUACACCCGGGUGUUCGCAAUGUUGGCUGUUGAUAUCUUAUCGAACAAACCCUACAUCCAAGAAACUUGAAGUGCAAUGCCUCCCUGAUUUGUCAAUAAUUCACCUCAGGCUCUUGAGCGAAGCGAAGCGCCGCCAAUUUCACCUAAAAUUCUGCCCAACAUCUCACCUGCUGUCAAUAAAAUGACUGUCACUGCCACGUUGUUGACAAGAGAAAGUCGAAUAAAAUCAUGUCGAGGAGCACUUUGCAGCGAGUUCAUUUCGGUCAUAUCUGGAAUGGUACACAGUGGCUUCAUCUCGGGUAGCUGAACUGCUUCCACCCUGAUGAACAUACAAACAUGUUGUUGCCAGUACUCGUAGCGGUGCAUACGUAUGCACCAUCACAACACAACACACAACUCCACCAAACGGCGAACGCUCAUCGACGACAAUAUCAGCAAGGUAGAUACCUAGGUAACCAACGCCACCGCCCAAAGAAAUUGUGAUUGCGGUGGUCCAGUCUCCAGAAAGAACCACAACAAAGGAAACUUGAAAUGAUCUCCAUUUCCUAUACGAACACCUAGCUUCGACUGCAGGGCAGCGUCGAUCGUUCUGCAGGGCACAGCCUCGUCAGCAUCAAUCUCAGCCUCAGCCUCAAGAUCUAUCAACAGCCCCCAAGUACCUUAAUAGUCCAGAUACAGCACAGUGUUGUACCAGGUAAUCGACUGUGUUUUGAUAUUAGUGGACACUGAUGCAAUCUCACAACCAAUUAUGACAGUGGAGCUGAGCGGUACUAGUACGGCCAACAGUACCUGUGCGCAAUCUCCAGCAGCAGUUGGGUACCACAUUGGCCAGAUUACUUCCAGAUCACUAGGAGUACACCCAGAUUGCACCCAAUUUCUGCCUCAGCCUGAGGUACCCCUUUUACCAUGGUAAUCACGAGUGUUGCCCCUCGACACCAAGCCCAAGCCCGUGUGAGCCAUGACCCCCUCAGUCAGCCUCAGCCUCAUCCUCCACCAUUGGGCAAAUUAAACUGGAUCAGGCUGAGCAACCAACGCCCAAACCACGCUGGAGCCCCCAGGGGAGAUUACGAGAUUACAAGCCACUCCCAGAGAGAUUUCCAGCCUACGCCUCCCUUGACGACGCCCAAACAAUCUGGAGACUUUGAUAUACAAACAAACCUGAAGCUCAUUUCUAGCAAUUUACGCCAAUCUGGCAACGAAAUUUGAAACGCUUGUUGCCCCAGAUGCGACAAAGAUUGCCUCUAUUCUAGUAGAUCCUCAUUUUGUUUAUUGAAGACUGCAAAAUAUUAUAAACACCUAUCGCCCCCCAGUUCACUUCAGUUCCUGAUGAAUCCUGUUUGUGUGCUUUCACCUCUUCACCCUCGACAAUUCACACCAAUGCCGAUGCCGGCGCUCGACGAAGUGAUGACGAUGGCUCCUGUACUGGCAGACUCGUAGCGGCCGACUCAAUCAUGGAUGGACAAGGGAAACAAAUCAACCAAGAUGGAGCCGAGUUUGAGACGCCAGAUUCGAUUCAGCCGGAAGCGCUCGCUUCCUAAGCUUUUGACUACUCUUCCAAACCACCCCUCCUAUCAGGCACCAACCAAAGAAAUCGUUUCGGAUGCAUAACCACGUCACUAGACAACAAAAAACCAAACCGACAAACAAAAACAGAACAGAAGUGACAGCUAUCCACGCUAUCAGACUGCCGGCGACUAUGGCCUGCGCAUACUAACAAAAACAGAUAUAUGUAACAAGUCGGCAAAAAGAGGUUGAGCACCGUCCGGACAGGGCUGGAAUUGAAUGUUAAUCCAAUUGUGCAAGAAAGCCGUGACUGUGUUUCAGUCCGGCUUUUCUAGAUGAGAGGCAUAAGGUCGUUUCAAUCUGUUACAGGAGAGUCUCGGCGGACAUGCUAGUGUAGACUGCCCUGCAACGAGUUGGGGUCAAUGGUCCCGAACGGCGUCAUGGGCAUGUCCAUGUGUUCCCGGGGUGUGUGGAAUUCGGACAUGUCGGUCAUCAUGGCCAGUCCGUUUUCAUCAUAUCCGGGACUAGGCAUGGGCAUGUUCAGGUUUUGCUUCGAGUACAUCUCGCCCAACAUCAGCGUCUCGUCCAUCAUCCCAUUGUGCUCAUGGCCCAUGCUGAACAUGUCGGCCGAAGCACUUCGGUGCAUGCCAGACAAGGGUGGCGAAUGGUCGGCAAUGACGGGAUCUGCGUGACUCAUGUGAGACAACGGAGACAUUGAGGUAGGCAUCAUGUGCGGGUCGACCAUGGGAGAUGGUGAGAGGAACGGUACGUUGAAUUGUUGCGGAGUGCCAAACUCAGAGCUUGACAUGGGAGCUUGAGCCGGAUUCGAAGGGUAAAAGCCCGGACUGGCGAAUUCCGACGGCGAGGUGGCUGUGGCAGACAUGGGCAUUUGUCUAAAGUCCAUGCCGUACCCAGCAGAGGUAUCGAUCUGUAGAGUUGGCCCGAUCGGGGUCUGGACGGCUUGCUGUGGCAAGGACUGGAAGGGGUUGUGGUUGUCAUGCAUAAGUUGAGGCGAGGGUUGCUGAACAUGGAAAGUCGGCAUGGGGCCAUGCAGCAUGGAAAAGUCCAGGGCGAUUGGAACGGAGCGCGAGCGUUGUCGCUUGUGCCCAGGGUGCAUUCGGGAGGGAUGAAGAUGGGGAUGAACGCCAUAUUGUUCUUGGAACAUUCCCACAUGAGGAGGAUGGUGGGGGCGGGCGAAUUGCACCGACGGCUGAGAUGCCGGUCGCACAAUGCCCAAGGUUGGAGAAACAGGAGCCGACGCUGGCAUGGCGGCCAUGUCGAAUGGACUAUGUCUGUUCUGGAAAGAUUCGAGCGAAACCAACUUGGCAAGCUGGCCACUGAGUACUUUCGGAUGGCCUCCCAAAUGGUGAGUCAAAACUUGAGAUGCUUGUUGAUCUUCGGUGAAGUCACCACAUUGGUAGAAGCCUCCUGAGCCGGAAGAGUCCAUGUGAAAAUUGGGAGGCCGGGUCAGCUCAAUGACCAGCCCGCCCAGACGUGGAGGAGAUCCGUUUGCAUUCGGAGCCGUGUCACCCGGUUCCAAUUGAAUGCUUUUGAUGUAGGCGAAGGGGUAUUCGAUUUUGUAGCCUGCAGAAUCGUUGUUGAUAUAGUAGGUGAUGCAGGCCUUGUCGGGAGAGUAGAAAAUGACCAGGUCCAUGGCGUUCUGCCCGACUCGGCGCCAGGUGCCAAUGCUCAGGGAGCGACAGGUGAGGUGUUGGAUGACUUUGGACACGUCAGUAAAGAGAUAUUGUAACAAUUCAUCAACAGUCACAUACCGGUUUUGCCUUGACCCGUUAGGUCGCCAUUCAUCAACAUGC